GACCAGCGCGCCAAACUUAAACGCGCCGUCGUCGCGUUCGGCGGUCUUCGCAGACGGUAGUGGCGUAGUGCCCGCGGGUUCAGCAGCCGACAUGGAUCGGCUAUUGAUUGUAAAGCUCGCGCGGAACACCGUGCUUCCGUUGGCUUACAUACUAACCGCCGCCGCGUUCGUGAUAGCCGGCUACUUUUUGGCCCUAAAAACACAGUCUUCCAUGUUGUUUUGUAAAGAUGGAAACUUUAAGCAGUUCCUUAUUAAAAAAGUACCUGUUGUCAGAGAAAAAUAUUUACCUUCAAUUUGUGGUUUCAAUGGGUAUGCACAUACAGUUUUGGCUACACUAUUUAGAGAUAUCAUUACACCUACAGUAGUGUAUGACAGAGAAAUUUUGACGUUAAACGACGGUGGUGAACUCGCUAUAGACUGGCUGUAUCCAAAAUCUAAAGGUCCACAAAGUUUAGUUACUGUAAUCAUACUCACUGGACUUACAGGCGAUAGUCAAUCUGAAUAUGUCAGGGAAACGGUUAAUGAGCUAUUUGAAAAAGGCUAUUGUUGUGUUGUUUUUAAUUACAGAGGCCGAGGAGGUGUAAAACUGAAGACCGCCCGAACGUACUCGGCGACCAACAUCGAAGACUUGACUGAAGUUCUGAAACACAUUAAGUCCAAACGGCCAAACAGUCCGAUCGCCGGCAUAGGAUUCUCAAUGGGAGGAACAUUACUGGGAACAUUUUUAAUGUCAUCUGAACAAGAGAAAAACAAACACUUGGUCACAGGGAUACUAAUAUCAGUUCCAUGGAAUGUAAAACAAGCUUGUAAAAACGCAGAAAGUUCUUGGUUGAUGCGAAAAAUGGGCGAAAACUUGUCCCAUCAUUUACGUAGUGUCGUCGUUAAGAACAAAGAUGUCGUUUUCAAACAAGAUACUGACAGAGCGUUAGAUUACAACAUGAUUAAACAGUGUAACACCAUCCGUGAGUUCGAUACAGCCUAUACCAUUAAAAUAUUCAACUACUCCAAUGUAUAUCAUUAUUACGAGGACGCAACAUUGAGCAACAAACUUCAUCUGAUCAACGUACCAUGUCUGUGUUUAAGUGCCGCAGACGAUCCUUUUCUUUACUUUAGAGACAUACCCGUGAACGAAGCUGACAAACACGAAAAUUUGGCUAUCUUAGUGACUUCUGGCGGUGGUCAUGUGGGUUACCUGGAUACUUUUUGGCCAUUCACGAACAAUAACUUUAUGUUAAAGCUCAUCCAACAAUAUUUCGACGCGAUUAUGGUAGAUAAGAAUUAUGAAAAAUUUGUUAAUCUUUAAACGAUUUGUUUUUCUAUUUAUUACAGUAAAAUAUAUAUUAGUGUUGUACGUAAAUUAUAAAACAAUACUGUAUACGACCGAUGAUAAUCGUUGCGGGUAGGAUUAGUGACUUUAAAUAUUGCUUUUGAUUUAAACUAUUUUGUUAUUUGAAUUUUAAAUCGAAAAUGUCACUAAGACGUUUUAAGCAUAGUUUUAAAUUAAAAACAUUUUAUUACUUCGUUAUUGUUAUUAAUAAAUGAGAUGGAUCAAGGGUAUACAUACAAUAGGUUAUUGAAUAAAAUUCAAAAUUGAUAAAUUAUAAGAAUAUUAUUUUAUUAGAUAAUAUAUUUAAAUGAAGGAAUAAUAUUGUUUUUGUAAAAAAUAAAUCGUAUAGCUACCUGCAUUUUGUUAACCUUAUAACUUGGUUUGUAUAUGUUUUAUACAUAUAGUCCCUAGUCUUUACUCCCCUCUCUAUACGUUCUGAAAUUCGUAAAAACCCAACAAGAGAUAUCCGUUUUAUGAAGAGUUUAAUACUUUAAUGUAUAAUAAGUUAUUUUUUCAUUUAAAUACUAUCUAGUAAUAACAAUUUAUUUUUAUUUAAUUUUUUAUUACAUUAUAAUUAAUUCAUGAUUUAGCAAUAUUAUCACGCCAAUUAUUAUUAUAAAAAUACUUUUUAUUUUAAUGAUUUAUGUUUAUUUAUUUCAAACUAUAAUUAUAUAGUAUACUCGUAUAUGUUAACAUUUCACAAUAAUAAUUACAGACUAGAUAAAUUUUUAUUGUAGAAUUAUUAAAUUAUUUAUAAGAUACAUCAGAUUAUAUUAUACAUUUAUGUAUUGUGCAUGUUUUUUCUGAUUAGAACACUAAGCGUCCGGGCCACAUUAGGCUGUAACAAUUUGUUUAAUUUAUAUGUAUUAUUUUAAAUAUUUUUGUUUCAUAUAAUAACAUUAAUUGGAUAAUGGAUAUGUAUACAAAAUACAAAUUAAGUAAAAAAUUAAUAAAUUAUGAAUACAAAUUUAAUUUUUAAAUUUCAAUAUUAUGGAUAUUAUAUACACUGUGGUGUUAUUAUUAUUCAUUAUUAUAAUGAGUAUAAUACAAGUAAUUACUAUUUUACUAUACGUAUAUUUUUAUUUACUCUAACUUGUAUGAGAACUACAUGAAUAACUAUUAUUUAUACUAGUUAAUAAUAAUUAUUAUUUUUAUUCAUCUGGAAAUAGUGAAAAUAUAACAAUAGAAUAAUAACAACCAUAUAUUUGUAUUUUGUAAUAAAUAUCAAUUUACAUUUCACAAUAUUAUUAUAUUUACAUUUAUUAAAAAUAAAAUUAUUAGUUAAAAUUACGA
Messenger RNA from Rhopalosiphum padi (bird cherry-oat aphid), 2620 nucleotides. Its product is annotated as protein ABHD1-like. The record is from RefSeq and is a predicted model, not a curated record. Bases 92 to 1303 code for a protein of 403 amino acids. Lineage: Eukaryota; Metazoa; Arthropoda; Insecta; Hemiptera; Aphididae. Gene Ontology annotation, biological process: medium-chain fatty acid biosynthetic process; medium-chain fatty acid catabolic process. The transcript has 8 exons. Gene Ontology annotation, molecular function: acetylesterase activity; monoacylglycerol lipase activity.